ACAAUCUACAUUUCAUAUGAUCCGACCAUAUGUAAGACAUAUGUAAUGUAUAUAAUAAGAAAUUUGCAGGCUUUCUACUUUAUCGCCAUAACAGAUUACCAGUGUUCCAAGGACCUUCCUCUAGCUACGUGGCACCACUUUUAGCCAUAUCUCAGAUAGAUAAAGGAAGAUGCAACGGCACACAGCCCUUCACUUUUUUCAACAAUAUUUCAAACAUGACAGAGACAAAAUUCCCGGAAGGGUCCGACGAAAUCGUACUCCGUUACAUACAGGCGUUACAAGGCAGUUUAUUGGCGGCUGGUGCUGUCCAUUUUUUGGUAGGAGUGACUGGAUUGGUUGGAGUUUUGCUACGAUUUAUUGGGCCAAUUACAAUUGUCCCGACAAUUCUCCUCACUGGCUUUUCCGUAACAGACACAAUUAUAAAAUACACUCAAGUCAACUGGCCGCUGUCUAUGAUGACCAGUACCAUAGCCAUAAUCCUGUCUCUGUACUUAGCUAAUAGGAAAACAGUCAUCCCGAUGUGGUCAAGAAAGAAAUCCUGGCAUUUGAUACGAUAUCCGCUCCAUACAGUGUUCGCUCUCCUGAUAGCUAUGGCGGUAGGUUGGGCGAUGUGUGCCAUCCUUACAGAGGCCGGCGCCUUCAGUAUGGACAGGGAUCAUAAAGACUUUUACUCAAGGACAGACGCUAGGACAGACAUCAUCCACAAGUCCAGCUGGUUUAACAUGCCCUACCCUGGACAGUUUGGACCAAUGCGGUUUGAUAUCUCAGUGUUCGUUAGCUUUAUGGUGGCAACUGUUGUUUCCAUCCUCGAUUCCAUCGGGGAUUAUUAUGCAUGUGCAGCAGCCUGCAAUGUUCCACCGCCUCCGUCACACAGUGUAAACCGUGGUAUUGCAGUCGAAGGGCUCUGUUCCUCCCUGUCAGGUGUAAUCGGAUGUGGACACGCUACUACUACCUACGGGAGUAGCAUCGGUGCUAUUGGACUGACACGGGUCGCCAGCCGCUACGUAUUCAUGGCAGCUGCACUGAUCUACAUAGUCUUUGGUCUCGUCGGAAAAGUAUCCGCCAUUUUUAUCACAAUUCCAUAUCCGGUCCUAGGUGGCGUUCUCCUCGUUAUGUUUGGAGUUUUUAAUGGAGUCGUUUUAUCCAACCUACAGUCUGUUAGUCUGUCGUCCAUGCGAAACCUCGCUAUCAUAGGGUCUUCACUGAUGGUAGGAUUGGUCAUACCGGAGUGGAUAGAGACGUACGACAACACUAUCGACACAGGAAACAAAGAAGCAGACAAUGUCAUUCUUACGUUGCUAGGCAACCCGAACCUAGCGGGCGGUGUACUUGCCUGCUUCCUUGAUAACACUAUACCAGGCACAAGGGAAGAACGUGGUAUAGCUCUAUGGGAAGCUAAAGAAGAAGAUGAUCCAUCGUCGAAAUUUUCGGAGGGAUAUGAAGUGUACAACCCCCCACUUUUUGACAAGAUAAAGCACUUCAAAAUGCUUAGGUUUCUUCCAUUCAUGCCGGCUCCCCAGGAAAAGGGAAUGUAGAUAGAGAGCUCCUAGUUUUUGGAACUAAGAAGUAAUAAUGAAACAAUAAUCAGAAAUGAAGUGCUUUUCAUUGAUAUGUUUAUUUUUACAUACUAAACUAUACGCGGAAUAAAUGUCUACAGAGGAUAAGUUAAUACAAAAAUAACAUAAGAAGUAGGUGUGGUGAAAUGGACAUUUUCAUGUUAUAUAUUAUACCUGAAAUAAAAUCAAAAAGUAUCGUGUCGAAGUUUAUACAGCAGGCAUAAUGAGAAACACGACAAAGACAUGAGCAGCUUGAGUCAAAAGUAUAUAAAAAAAUGUGGAUGAGUUGAACAAAAAGUCUAUCAGUUUUCCGGAAGCAACUAGGAAAUUUGUUAUUUUUAGCUCAAAAUUUCGAUAAACGAGGGGGAAUAUAAAGAAAAUAGAGAUUAACCCCAGAAAAAAA
Pecten maximus is the source of this 1959-nucleotide messenger RNA. RefSeq names its product solute carrier family 23 member 2-like. Gene Ontology annotation, molecular function: transmembrane transporter activity. Gene Ontology annotation, cellular component: membrane. The record is from RefSeq and is a predicted model, not a curated record. NCBI's taxonomy places the organism in Eukaryota, Metazoa, Mollusca, Bivalvia, Pectinida, Pectinidae. The transcript is spliced from 9 exons. Bases 216 to 1535 code for a protein of 439 amino acids. Gene Ontology annotation, biological process: transmembrane transport.